AUGAAAAAUUCUUCUCUAGUUUUCAGUGAAAAGUUCAAUAAACAUUUUAUAGAAAAGAAAAAAAGAGAAGACAAUUUAAAUGAAGAAAAAAGAGAAAAAGAAAUUUUUUUUAAUAUCGACAAUUUCAAGGUUAAAAUUAAUGACGAGGGUAUUAAAGAUAUAAAUGUAAUUUUAGAAGAAAAAAAAAAAUAUAUUAGAAAUCAAAUAGGUUAUAAAAUGGAAGAUAAAAAAAAAGAUAAAGAAGUAAAUAAUAAUGAGAGUAAAAUAGAUAAUGAAAUAGAAUAUGAUGUUGAAAAUACAUUUUCAAAAAACAAUUGUAAUAAUGAAUAUGUAGACAAGAAAAAAAUUAAAAGAAGAAAUAUUGAAAAAGAAAACAGACUUGGUAAUAGUACAAUAAACAAAAAUGAAAAAGUUAAUGAUAAUAAAGAUUUACAUGAUAUAAUUAAUGAUCCUUUUAUAAAGAUAAAGAAAUUAAAGUUAAAACUUAGUACCAGAUAUUUAGGUAAAAAUGAAGAUUUAUCCUAUAAUAUUUUAAAAGAAUAUCACACAAUUAUAAAUAAUUGUAUCGAUGAAAUAAAGCGUGAAACAUUUAUUGAAUCAAACUUGCUAAAAAAAAAUGUAGAAACUUUGCUUAAUUUAAUAAAAAAUUAUAUUAAAGAAAUUGCUAAUUUUAAAUGGAAUGGAAAUGGAACAUAUCCAUUAAACAGCAGUACAAUGAAUGAUAACUAUGCAUUUUCUAUAAAAUAUUACGAAAAUAUAAUGAACGAUAAUAUAUAUGAUACUGUUAUGUUAUAUGAUAACAAUGUUAAUACUAUAGAAAAUACUAAAAAAAAUUUAGUUGAUGAAAUGAAAAAAAAUAUAGAAGAAAAAAAGCAUAAAACUAAGGAAAGAUGGAUAAUAAUCCAAAAUUUAUUUACUAAGUUAAACGAAAAUAUAAAAAUAUUCAUUUCCAAUUUUGAAAAAAAACAUGAAUCAUGCAUGAAAAUUAUAGAUAAUAAGACACAAGAAUUAGAAAAAAAAUUAAAAGAAAAAAUAUUUUUUAGUAAUAAUGAAUUGACCGAUAUUAUUAAUAAAGAAAUAAAAAAUAAUAAAUCUUUUUUUUUAGAAUUUUUAAAUUAUUUUAAUGAUUACAUAAUGAAGAUAUAUAACUAUGUUUAUAUGAAGUAUUCUGAAAGUGAGUCAAUUUUUUUUGAUAUAUUUAAUGAACACAAAUAUCAAGACAAUUUUUAUAUUUUUUCUAUGAUAAGUGAAAAUUACAUAAACAAUUUAUCAAAUGAUAAGGUUUUAAAUUGUUUAUUGAAACUAUUCGAGGAUAAUUAUGAUAGUACAUAUAAAAAAAGAACAGAGUUAAAAAAAGAAGAAUAUUUCUACAAUUUUUUUUUUUUAGAAAGUUAUCAUGAUUUUUACAGUUACUUAAAUAUAUAUUAUGAAGAAUAUAUUAAAAUAUACAAUGAAAUCAAAGUGAAAACAAUAUGCUACAGAGACAUUGUUAUUUAUAUUUUCUUUGAUAUUCAAAACUUUUUAACAAUAAUAAACUUUCGUGCAGAAAAAAAGAAUAAUAAAAAAGAAAAAAAUAAUAAAGAAGUAACAUAUAAAGUGGAAAACAAUAAAAAAAAAGAAAAAAAAAAGAAAAAUAUAACGAAUGAAAAGCAUAUUAUAUAUUCAUCUAAUUCUGAAACAAACUACAAAAAAAAAAAAAGCAAUAAUAUUCCUAAAACAGAAAAUGUAAACAGUGAUGAAAAUUAUUUUAAUUCUACAACACUAUUAGAUAAUUUGGAUUUAACAUUAGAACAUAAUAAUGAUAUAAAUAGAAUUGUGAAAAAUGAUUUUACGAAAGAGAAUAAAAAUAUAAAUAUAAAAAAUAGAGAAAAUAUCCUUCAUCUUAAUAAAAAUAUCUUUGAAAAAUCUAUAGAAAAUAUUUUAAAUUACUAUAAUAUAAUAAAUUUAAGAGAUGAUUUUCUUUUUUUGGCAUUUUUUGAAUUUUUAGAAAAAUUGAAAAAUGACACAUUGAUACUUCAUUCUGAAAUUGAAAAAAAGAUUAAAAAAAAUAUUUAUUAUUGUGAGAAAGAAAGUUGUUCUUUAAAAGAAAAUUUUCAUUUAGUUUUUAAUGAAUAUAAUGAAAAUGUUAAAAAAUGUUUAAGAUGUAAGGAUUAUAAUGAAUUACAUAAAUUACUAUUAAUUCAUGAUGAAAUAGUGAAAAAUUUAGAAUAUUUAAUAGAGAGUACAAAUGAAAAAAUAGAAAACAUAAAUGACAAGUUGUUAAUGGAAUUAAAAGAAUAUUCAUCCAAUUAUUUUUUUUCUAUAUUGAAAAAGUCCAAAAUAAUAGUAAGUGAUGAAGAAAGUAUAAUAAGUAAAAAAAAAACAAAAAAAAUGGAAUAUACUUGUAAUGAAAAAGAUAAUAGUAAAUUAAUAAAAGAAAAAGAAAAUGAUAAUAUCAGAAAAAAUAAUAAAGUAACAAAAGAAAAAAAGACAAAAAAAAUUGAAUAUGAAUAUAAAAAUAUCAAAGCAGGAGAUGAAAUAAAUGGAGAACAAGUUAAUUUGAAAAACAUUUGCGAUUAUAAUAAGGAGAAUGAAAUUAACAUAAUUAAUCAAAUUAUUAACAAAAAGUAUAAAUAUAUUUAUGAUAUAUCAAAUAUUAUUCUAUUAACAUAUCAUAAUUAUAAAUAUAACAUAAAAAACAUAUUAUAUAGUUGUAAUAACAAUAUAUCUUGCUAUAGUUAUUUAAAAAUUGGAAAAAAAAGAAAAACAAAAAAUGGAAAUGUAGAAAACUAUUACACAAAACAAAAAAAUACAAUAUUAAAAGAUAUAAAAUAUAUUAAAGAAAAAAUUUUUCAAAAUAUAAAACAAAAUAAAGAAAAUAAAAAUGAAAAACAAGAUAAUUAUAAAAUAAAUAGUAAUAUAUGUGAUAACAUAUUAUUAGGUAGUGCACUAAAUUAUGAUAAUAUAUUAUUCAAUUUAAAUAAUAUGCAUAACAGCUUUGAAAUAUUUAUAAACAAUUAUUAUGAGUAUUUCAAAAAUAAUUUAUUCGAAUUUCUCUUAAAAAUAAAAAUGAAUAUAGAAAGCCAAGAAUAUACAAAAUAUUUUAAAAGAAUAGAAAGUGAUAAAUAUAAGAAAGAAAUUAAAAUGAAUAAUGUUAAUAUAUAUGAAGUAAAAAUAUCUUUAGAGAAAAAGUUCUUAAAAAACAAAGAAAUAUAUAAUAAUUAUGCAAAAAAAUUAAAAGAAUACGUAAAUGAAUAUGAAAGUAUCAUGAAAGACAGUACCUUAGAAAAAAAUUUCAAAAGUAGUAUAAAAAAAGUAGAUAAAUUAUUUUUAGAAAAAAUUGAUAGUUGUGAAGAUUUUAAUAAAAAAUAUAUUUUAUUUUUUGAAAAAUUUAAAGAUAGUUAUAACGCAUUUAAUGAAAAAUUACAAAAUAUGAUUAAUAAUUUAAAUAAGGAAAUAAAAAAAUUGGAGAAAUAUCUUGAAAUGGUUGUAAAAAUAAAAGAAAAAAAUGUUGAUAUAGAAACAAUAAGAAAAGAUCUGCAAAAUUCAAACACUUUCUUGCUAUCUUUAGUUAAAAAAAAAAAUGAUAUGAAUAAUUUAUAUAACGCAAAUACUUAUAUUUUUAAUAAUAAAAUUAAAAUAAAAUCAAAAAGUGAUAUAAUGGAAAUAAAAUAUAAGAUUCCUUCAGAUAAUGAAAUGAUAAAAUAUUUAUCAAUUAAAGAAGAAAUAAAAAAUAAUAUAUUGAUAUUUUAUGUUUUAAUAUUUUAUAUUAAAACUCAUAUUUUUAAUAAGAAAUAUGAAAAAAAGAAAAAUGAAAAAAAAAAAAAAAUAGAAAAUGAGAAUGUUGCCUCUCUUUCUCUAACUUCUAAUAUUAAAGAAUCUAAAUUUAAAAGUACUUCCACUUAUAACACAAAUAGUAAUAAUGAGAAAAAUUCAAAUGAUAAUAAAAUAAAUAUAGAAAGCAAAUUUAAGCAAAUAGAAAAUUAUAUUUAUAAUGUAAGUAUAUUUCAAAAAAUAAAAAAAAUAUAUGAAUUAGAUAUAAAAAAUGAGAAUUCGUUUUUAAAUAAUUUUUUAAUUUUUUUGAAAUUUUCUGAAAAUAUUAAUAAUUUAAUUUUUUCUAAAAAAAAUAUGUAUACAUAUAAAGACAACUUAAUAAAUUUUCAUAUUUAUGAUGAAAAGUACAAUAAUAAAAAAGAAAGGGAAGAAAAUAUAACAAGCAUAAUAAUUUGUGAUAAUGAAAUUUAUAAUAACAAAUCAAAAAUAAAUAAUAAAAAUGAUAGUAAUGACAGCAUUAAUAAUAGUGAUAAUAGUAAAAAAAAAAAUAAUAAUAAUAAAACUAUAUAUUUAGGAAAAAAAAAAUUAUUAGAUAAAGAAAAAAUAAAAACAACAAAUAACAUUGAAAAUAAAAAACCAAAAGAAAAAAUGGACAUUCCUAAAAAUAUAAAAGAAAAAAAUAUAAAAGUUAGUGAAUAUAAACCAAUAGAAUCAAAGGAAGAUAUGGAAAAUUAUAUAAAAAAUGCAAUUAUUAGAAAUUAUUGUAAUUUAAAAUUUUUCUUAUAUACUUGUGUAUACAUUAUUUAUCUUAUAUGUAAAAUUAUAAAGAUUUAUGAUUACAAUAUUUUCAUUGAAGAUGAAAAAUACAAUCAUUUUUUAUUUAUUUCAUAUGACUUAUCCUAUACAAUAUAUAAAAAUUCUAUUUUAAAGGAAAAUAAACUAAAGAAUAAAAUAUAUUUAAAAGAUUUAAAGUUAGACAAAAAAUCAAAGUCUUCUUUUAUAUACCUUCCUAAUCAUAUUCUAUAUAAAAUAGAAUUAACAAAUUUAUUUAAUUUUGAAAAAAAAUUAAUUUCAGAUUUAUAUGAAAAAUAUUUUAAUCAAAUAAAAAGUUUACCACCUAUUGAUGAGAAUAGUAAAAAUUUCAAGAAAUUACAAAACGAAUAUAUGCAUGAUAUAUCUAUAUUAGUUACUUAUUUAAAAGUUUUAUCAAAGAAAAUGGCUUAUCUUAUUUUUAGUUAUGCUUAUAAAUAUCAUGAAGAAUUAAUCAGCGAAAGAAUAAAUAAUAUGCAAACAAAUUUUAAAUUAAAAUUUCAAAAAAUAAGUGAACAAUUUAAAUUAACAAUUGAUGACAAUAUUAUUAUUACAAAAAGAAAAAAGGAAUUAAAAAGUCUCAUGGAAUUAUACCUUUUGUGCAUAAAAAAUAUUUUAGAAAAUCAUUUAUAUUCUCUUUAUGAAAAUUUAUAUAAUAAUUUUAUUUAUUUUGUUUAUUUGUUAAAUUUAUUACCAUCUAACUCUUUUGUUCAAUCGUUUAAUUCUAAAGAAAAUAAUGAAUCUAAUAAAGAUCUUAAAAUAAAAAAUAAAGGAUUAGGAAAUUUUUUAAAAAUAAACUACUUUGAUAAUUCUACUGAAUAUGAUUUAAGUGAUCUUACUAAAAAAAUUAGGAAAGUUUAUGACUUAAAUUAUGAUGAGUACAAAAAUGAAAAUAAAAAAAUAAAUAUAAACAAUAACGCAAAUAAAGAAGUAUUUUAUAUGGAAUAUAUUGCAGAUAAUUCAUAUAUUGUUAAGAAACUAGAAAAAAAAAUAGAGAAAUAUAUGUCAAAAUAUUACACUCAUAUAACUAAAAAUCUAGAUGAAAAAAAAAAGGAAAUUAUAAAAAUGAUUUCAAAUGACAAAAAAUUACAUAGAAAAUAUUAUGAAUAA
Molecule: messenger RNA, 5673 nt
Organism: Plasmodium relictum
Lineage: Eukaryota; Apicomplexa; Aconoidasida; Haemosporida; Plasmodiidae
Product: conserved Plasmodium protein, unknown function
Exons: 6
Coding region: 1-5673 (1890 amino acids)
Biological process (GO): negative regulation of transcription by RNA polymerase II; rRNA processing
Cellular component (GO): nucleolus
Molecular function (GO): DNA binding
Source: RefSeq, a predicted model, not a curated record